This is a messenger RNA of Paramecium sonneborni, 9031 nucleotides long. The record is from the annotation of a GenBank genome assembly. Lineage: Eukaryota; Ciliophora; Oligohymenophorea; Peniculida; Parameciidae.
AUGGAAGAAGAAUAAUAAAUCUUGAAAUAUGGAGACAAUAUUAUACUUAGAUGUAUGGUAGAUAAUAAGAUAUACUAUUUACUUGCUAGGAAUGAAUAAUACCUAAUGGAAACAAAGCUUUAAUUAGGUAAUUCUUGUACAUUUAAUAUGUAUAAUUUUCCUCAGCAUAUGGUAUUUAAAGUGUUUCCUAAACUGAUGUAUGAAGCCUAAAAAAAUUACAAUUCAAAUAAGUCUUUUGGAGCUUCUUUUAAUGUGUAGAAGUAAUUACUAUACACAAGAAUGGAGACUGAAAAAAAAUAUAAUCAAAAUCUGUUGAAAUAAACAAAGGGGCAAAAAAUAAUGUAUGGAGAUACAAUAAUGUUAUAUUAACCAUUAAGUUAAGUAUUUUUGUUGAGAGCAGAAAAUAAUAAUUCAAAUUCAAAUAUCGGAACAAUUUUGAGUUCUUUAAUGUAUUUUACAGUAUAACCUGAUCCUUUGGCUUUAGACAUAAAAUAUGGCAGUCCAGUUCAUUCAUUUGAUCAAUUUCUAUUAGUUCAAAGUGAUACAAUCUUGAAAUUUGAUACUUUAUAAGAAAUUUACCGCUUACCUGAGAUAAUAAAAUCUAAUAAUCUUGAUCAUAAUAAUGAGUUUUUAACUAUCCCAGCAAUAAUUGAAAAUUAAUACUAAUUCAAAUUUUACAAAGCCUAAUACAAACAAUUUACUACAGAUUCAAAAGAAUCUAUAAGCCAUAACACACUAUAAGCUAUAGUUUUGAAAUAAGAAAAAGAUAAUAGCCAUUUAUUUUAUGGUUAAUAUGUAAGAAUAGUACAUAUGUAAUAAAAAAUAAAAAAAGAAGGAUAAGAAUCAAGAAGCAGAUCAAUAAAAGUAGAUGAUCAACAAGAAAGUUAAAUAAAUAAAGGAUAUUUAACAUCAUCUAUAAAUGCAGUGGGAUGUUAUCCUUCAGUUUAUUUAUAAAUUAAUGAUAUAUAGAAUUCAGAUCUAAUUGAAAAGGCAGCAUCUAUUUUCUAAAUUUUACCAGAAAAUGAUCAAAAAUAUUCUGAUGAAAUUUAAUUUACUGUAGGUAAUAAACCAAAUUUAGUUGGUUAUACAGCUUUCUUACUUAGACAUAUGUUAACAGGAGAGUUUUUAAGAGUUAAUCCACUUGAUAAUAAACUAUAAUUAUCUAAAGAAAUAAUCAAUAAGUAUCGAAAACUUAAUACUACAUCUUAAAAAAAAUUGGAUGCUUCCAAAUAAACUGAAUCAAAAUCAACAACUAUAAAAAAUUUACCAGGAAUAAAAUUAUAUAGAAAUCUAAUCAUGCAAUAAAAUAAUAAUAAUUAAAAUUAAAAUACUUUAACAUAAUAAGAUGAACGUAUUUUAACUUAAUACUAAUAGACUUAAGGAAAUUAAGAAGAAGUUGAAUAAGAUUCUUGUUUAUUAGAUCAUUAAUUAUUAUUUUUAACUAAGUUAGGCAAUAAUCCUAUCUUUUAUAAAGAUUAGUUACCUUUUACAAAUGAUACAACAUUUAAUAUUGUAACUAAGGAUGGGAAAUAUCCUAUUGAAGUUGACAAUUAAGAAGAAGGUGGCUAUUAAGUUACAUUAAUAACAAGGUUGGGCAAGUUUAAUGAAUAUGGUGAAGAAAAUUUAGAAUAAACAUUAUAUAAAUAAUUACAUGAUGAAUGGGUAACAUUAAUCCCUGAUUUAGAUUUUUAUAUAAAAAAGAAUAAAUAAUAAUUAAAAUCAGAAGAACUAGAGAUUAUUUAGUUUAUAGAGAGUGAAAUGAAAAGAUAAGCUAAAAAUAAAGUUGACAUGCGACAUUACAAAUCAGAUGAUGAAACCUUUAAACCUACUUUUAUUAAUUUAAAUCCUCUUAAUACUAAGUAUUUGGAUGUGAUGGCAAGUGAGGACUUUUAAGGUUCAAAUUUCAAAUUUGAAGUUGUAGAUUAAAGUGAAAUUGAAGAAUUAAGUGAAGUCUUAGAUUUAAUGUUCCCAUUAAUUGUUUUAGCUAAAAAUUCUAUUUAAUUAUCAACUUUAAAAUUCAAAUUCAACAAUCAUAAAUUUAAAGAUUCUAAAGAAUCUAAAAAUCUCACAUUUUAAUUUCUAAAAUAAUAAGCUUAAACUAUUUAAAAUAUUAAUCAGGCAGCUAAAUCCCUCAUCAAAAUUAUGUUAUGGUUGACAGACAAUUAAGAUGGUUAAGUUUAGGAAAAUUUAAAUUCUGAUCCUUUAGUUAGACGAUAAUGUAUUGCAAGAGAAAUUGGUUGUAUUGAUUAUGUGAAUAAAAUUAUUUAUGAGUUGAAUAUCAAUGAGUUAUUAUAUGAGAAUUAAGAUAUGGUGAUAUAAGAUGAGGAUAUGUUUCAAUAAAAUAUCAAUCAAUUAAUCCAUGCUCUUUCAUCAUUUUUAUAAUUAGUAUGUAAAAAUUAAAAUGAUAAUUCUAUAUAUAUAGUAUAGUGGUAUUGUCUCUACAAACAUAUAUUACUAAGAGGAUAGGUAAAUAAUUUAAUGAGAUUAGACAUUUUAAUUACUUAAUUAUUUAAAUAAUCUGAUGUAAUGGUUUCAUUUGAAUUUGAAGUCUCUCAAUUAUCAAAGGAAACCAAAUUUACAAAUUAUAAUAAUCAUGCAUUUAAUUUAUUAAUUGCUUUUUGUCUAUUUACAGAAUUUAGAAAAAAAGAAGGAAUUGAAGGAAUUAUAGAACAUAUUUUUAAAGAAAAUAAGGAUUCAAUUUUCUCUUAAUUAAUUUUUGAUGGCAAUAUUCAAUUUAUUCUCCGAGAAAGAGCUCUAGAUAUUUAAAAAACAUUAAGAUAAUCUAUAGAUUCUAAUAUGUUAGCUCAAAGCCCAAUUAUGAUUGAUGGAUUGAAUUUUCCAAAUAUAAAAGCAUUACAUGAUUAUAUUAUAUCUUGUGUAAGAUUGGCAUCGGAAAUUUCUAAAUCAUCACCAGCUUAGACCUUAAAAUAAAUUAAAAAAUUAUUUCCCUUCUACAUUGUAGCUUAAAUAAUAUAAGAUCCUAGCAUUUCAUCUUUGACUAAAUCAUAUUUCUUAGAAUUAUUUUAGAAUUCUUAUAUAGCUAAACAUUUAACACCUUUGCCAAGAGCACAAUUUCCAUAAUAUUUAAAAAUGGUGGUUAAAAAGAAUAAAGCUAAAGGAGGAUUCCUCUAAAUGUUUAAAAAAGAAGAAUAUGAAAUUAUUCUUUAUGCUUUUGCACAAAAAAAGAUUUCUGAAGUUUAUCAAAAGGUAGGAAAAAAAUAUUUAGUUGAAAGUGACACUACUAUUGACUUUUGGUUAUAUAUGUCUGAAUUCAUCUCAAAUUUUUGGAAAAAUAAAUCUAUUUAUGAAAUUAAAGCUAAUGAUCAUGUAUAUAUCAAAUAAUUGAUUUUAACAUUUACAGAAUUCUUAAAAAAAGGAUUAUUCAUUGAAUAUCUAAGUGAUGCUCAUAAUUUGUAUAAUAUGUAUCAUAAAUUCAUAGAAUUUCUUAAAAAUUCUGUAGUUUCAGCUACACUUGAAGAGAAAUAUAUAAAACAUCAACUUUAAGGAAAUUAAAAAUCCAAAGAAUAGAAACCAUUAGAGGUAAAGGAUUAUUUGUUUGAAAGCACAAUUACCUAAAGGGCAGUGUCUAGAACUACUUAUGCUAAAAGUAUGAUUUGGUUAGAUGAAUUAAUUGAAAUUCUAAUUCUUUUAGAAUAAUUUCAAUAAUCCAGAAUGGCAGAUUAAUUUAUUAUGACAGAUGACAAUUAAACAAUAUUUGAUGAUUUACAAUAUUUGUAAAAAUUUGCAAAAAAUAAAAAAUAUGCUGAAGUUGUUUAAAGGUUGAGAUAAGCCAAAAGAGCUAGUUAUCAUACUAGAGGACAACCAUCUAAAAGUUAACUUGAUGAUAAAGAUAUGUUUACAACAUAAGAAUUGACAACAAUUUUGAGAGAAUGUACUUAUGCUCGUAAAACAGUAAUCUUAGAAUAUAUUGGAGGAAUAAAAUAAACUGAUAUAUCAUUAGUUUAUUUUUUAAUUGAAUUGCUUACUUUAAAUUAAAUAAGAUUAUCAGCUAAAGUUACUGAAUUCUUGUGGCUUAUUUAUUCUACAAGAAGUAAUUUUCUAUAAACAUUGAAUUAAACCAUUUUAAUUGAAGCAUUAGAUGAAGGAGAUUUAUAAUUUUAAAUUAAUUAAACCAUAUUUACAGAUUUUUCAAACAUAUAUUGGAAAUUACAUUUUGCAAUAAUUGAUUUAAAAUAAUCAUUAGAAAAAGAUUCCAGUAAACAUUAUGAAACAAUCAAUGAUGCUUUAUCAGAUAUAUUAGUUAUAUUUUAUUCAGACUAUGCAGCUAAAUCAGAUAUGUAAAUGUUUAUGGAAAUUAAUUAAUUGGAGAAUGAAGAGAAACAUUAUUAAGCAUAAGAAGAAAAAAUGGUUAAGAGCAAGAUUAAAUAAGAAAUAGCAAUUAUAGAGUAAUUUGUAUCAAAAGCAGAACUUGAUUUAAUUGAUUUAUCAGCAUAAAAUCCUAUGAGAGAUGAACAAGAAGAAUAAUUAUAGUCUAUAAAAUCAUUUACUAUGGAUUAGUAAUAAAAAUUUGUUUGGAAAAUAAAUAAUUCAUUAUCAAUUGAUGUUUUGACAAUAUUUUAUAGAUAAAAAUUAUUAAGGUAUUUAGGUUUUCAUGAAUUGAUGUAAAAAUUAAUAGAUAAUUUAAAAUAAGAAACUAGUACUCUAUUUAGAGAAAAAGAUGUUCUAGUUAGUAAUGCAAAUAAAAAAGGAUGGGAAAUCAAAAGUGAUAUCUUAGAAAAAAGCAUAUUAUUUUUGAUUUAUUUUGUAAUACGAAAUGAAGAAAACUAAGAAAUGAUAUUAAAUUUAAGUAAGCAUAAGGAUUCUUUUUUACAUGAAAUGUGUAAUGUCAAAAGAAAACAUUUUUAAACUCUAAUUUACAUUUUAUUUGCUGAAUUAUUUCGAGAUAAUUAUAACAUUUUAUUUUCAUUAGAUAAAUAUAAUGAUGAGAAUUCUAUUCUAGCAAAAUUGUUUUCUGUUUUUGGUAAUAAUUUUGCUAAUAAAAAUUAUGAAGCAGCUAUCUAUUUUCUUUAAUUUUUAUAAAUACUUUUGAAAGUAAAAGAAAGUGAUGUUGUACAAAAUAAUUAUGUUAUCGUGUAAUUAUUUUAAUCUACAAAAUAACUUGCAACUUUUGCCAAAGACAUUGGAAAUCUUAUACAUACUAUAUAUAUUUUUAGAUUGGAAUCCUUUUUUACUGGUAGUCAUACAACUGCUUUAUAAACACCACAUAAUUAAUAAAAACAUACAUAAUUGAAUGGAAUUAUUGAAAUGCCAAUAGAAAUUCUGUUUAUAACAGAAUUACUUAGAUUAAUGAGAAUUAUUUGUUCCAAAAGAUCAAUAUUGGUUAAUGAAUUUAUUCACAAAUUAUUUCCAAUUAAUAAAGUUGCUGAAAUGUUAAAUCAAUUAGAUGAAUGGUAUCCAUUAAAAUCAGAGAUUGUACUGUACUUUUAAAGUGUAUUCUUAGAUAAUUUACAAUUCUUAAAUUUUGAAGAAAAACAAGAAUUAGUUAAAACUAUGACUGAAGUAAUAUUUAAAUAAAUGACAGUUAGUUUUAUAGAAAAUCAGAAUCUUAAAAAAAUGGGAAAUGUAAAAUUAGUGAAUAGUAUAGUAUUUAAUAUAUUUGGAUUAAGAAAUCAAUAUACAAGUUAAGAAUAUAUUAUGUCAAUAUCAGUUGAGAAAGCUAGUUUUAUUUAUAUUAUUUAUGGAGUUUUGGAAGUAACCAAAGUCUUUGUUAAAAAGGUUUUUCCAAAAUAUUUUGAUAGUGAUGAACAAGAAUAUUUUGAAGAUGUUGUUUAAAAUGAAAUAAUUUCAAUAUAAUAACCUAUCUGUGAAAUAAUUGAAAAAGUUAGACAAUUUAAUUUAAGCGCUCCAAAUGGAGGAUCAAGUGAAAAAAUCAAAUUUUUGAAUUAUAAUAGAAGAAGUGGAUAAAAAACAACUAAAUUAUUGAAUUUAACCCAUAAAUUAUUAUCUAAUAAUUAAGAUGAAUAAAACUAAGAACUUAGUUUUUUGGCACAAGAAGAUGAUGAAAUCGAUAAAGAAAAUAUUAAAAGGAUAGUAGAGACCAUAAAUUUCUUUAAACAGUCAGAUAUUGCGUUUUAAUUACUAAGAAAUGAUUUAUAAUAAGGAGAUUAAAUGAUUUUAGAUAAAUGGAUAAAGUCAAUAAAAUCAUAAAGAACAAAAUUAAUUGAUGAACAUCUUGUUGCUUCAGAGAGAGAAAAUGAAAUUCAAUAAUUAGUAAAUUUAAUUAUUACUUUAAAACGUGAUGAUACAACUAAAUUUAAGAGAAUGGUAACAGCUUUAAUUUAAAUGUUAUCUGAAACCUCAAUUUCACCAUCCAUUAAAUUAAAAUCUAUUAAUAUAGUAAGGAAACUAUCAAAUUAUAAAGAAGAUUUUCAAAUCACUAAAUCUAUAUUAAAAGAUUUAGGAGAACUUGGUUUCACGGAUUUUCUUUGUGAUUUAAUUAAAUAAGAAGUGGAUUCUGAAUAAAAGCUUGAAUAUAUUAAAGCUUUUGUAGAUUAUAUAGAUGAUUCAUCUCGGGAAAUUUAGAAUUCUUUUUUAUUGUAUUUACAAAGAGAUCUUUCAAAUACUUUUAUAAUAAAUUUAUAAAAUUUCAUAACAGAUAUGUUUUAAGAUGUAAAAAUGGCAGAGAUAUCCAAAAUUGAAAGAAAAAAUAGAAAUAUUAAUAAAAUAUUGAAUAAUAAAAUAAAUGGAUGUAUUUUGAUUUUUGAAAUGUUUCGUUUAGGUUGUGAGGAUCAUUUUAUUUAAAUGUAAAAUUUUUUAAGAAUUCAACCUAAUAGUAAAUAACCUAUUAAUUUUAUAAUGUUUACAGCUGAAUUAUUUGAGAAAUAUGUUUAAAUAAUGAAUGAACAGAACGUAGCUCUUGGAUAAAAAUUACUUGAUUUUUUAAUUGAAUGUGUUUAAGGUCCUUGUUUAGAAAAUUAAACUGAACUAUGUUAAUCUACUAAAAUUUUAGAGGUUCUUGAAUAAAUUAUACUUUAAUAAAGAGUUGAUAAAGAGAAAUUUUAAAGAAGAGAUAUAGUUUUUUCAAGUUUAAGAAGCAAAGUAUUUUUACUUCAAUUAUCAUUAAUGGAAGGAAAUGGUGAUUAAGAAAUAGCAAAGAAGAUAUCUUAAUAUUUUAAUCCUUAAAUUCUUUUUGAAAGAAUAUAAUUAGUUUAUUGGAAAAUAAUAAAAAAGAUAAGAAAUACAUAGAUUUAAAUAAAUUUAGAAUUAAAAGUAUUAGAGAGAGUUAAAACUGAAGCAGAAGAGCCAGUAAAUUUACAUGGAGUUAUUUAGACAAAGGAUACAAAAGAGACUUUACCAAAUUAAAAUUUAUUCAUGGAAUUCUUCUCUAAUAAUUUUCAUAAUAUUCGAUCUUAAUAACAUUUAAAAGUUUAAUAAUAAUCCUAAGUUAAUUCAAUUUAAGAAGAAGAGAUGGAAGAAAUGGUUGGUGAAACUUUUAUGAUGUAUUUAUUAUUGAAAAAGCUCAGCAAUUAUAUUCCAUAGAUUAAAAAUUUUACAGAUAGUGAAAGUAAUCCUAAAUUAAGAAGAGCUCUAAAUUACUAUAAAAAUGAAACAGCUUCAAUUGAAAUAGUAAAUAUGAAUGGAAAAUUAGAGAAAAUAUAUUUUUAAGUUCCAACUCUAAUGAAAUAUCUAACAGAAGAGACAAAACAUUAAUUUAUGGAAGAAGUUGAAAGAGAUUCAAUUAAUGAUAAAAUAAAUGGAUUACUGGAUAACAUGGAUAAUUUUUAUAUGGAAAUGGUACACUUUAUGAAAUUAAGAAAAAUAGGAAUUAGAUUUAACAAUAAUUUUAUCGUUUACUUAAGGAAUAUGUGUAUGAUUUUAGCUCUUUUAUUGAAUAUUCUAAUUACAAUAGAUGACACUGAAGAGAAACUUGCAAAUCUAGCAAAAGCUAUAGCUAUAGUGAAUUGUAUUUUAUAUGGAGUAAUAAUUCUUACUUGGAUUUUUAUAAGAAUGUAAUUAGAGUAUGAUAGAAUAUACAAAUAAGUUUCUGAUCUAAUAUAAUUAAAUUAUUUGAAAAAAUCUAAUCAAAAUUAAUCUUAAUCAGUAAAUUCAAAAACAUAUAUUUAUCCAUUUCAAAUAACUUUACUUCAAGCAUUAUUAAUAAUCAAAAGAAUGCUAUUUAGUAGUUAUACUUUUUAUUGGUUUUUAUUGCUUAUUGUAAAUUUAUUAGGUCUUUUGUAUAAUAAAUUAUUUUAUGGAUUCUUAUUAUUAGAUAUCAUAGAUCAUUCAUAAGUUUUAAGAAAUGUAAUUAAAAGUAUAUCACUUAAUUAUAAACAAUUAUUGAUGACAGUUUUAUUGGGAGUAUUAAUAAUGUAAAAAUAAUAAAAUUAUAUAGGUAUUUAUAUUCGUUGAUAGCAUAUUAAAGUACUGAUUUUAAGGAAUAAUUAAAAGAAGGUAAUAGUGCAUCUGAUGAAUCUGAUUCUUUAGAUUCAACAGUUUGCUAUUCUGCUUUUUAAUGUCUUAUAUUUGUUAUUCAUUAAGGUUUGAGAGCAGGUGGAGGAAUUGGAGAUGUUUUAGUAGCUCCACCUACUCAUUCAAACUUAAAUUAUUAUUCAUAAAGAGUUCUUUAUGAUGUAACAUUUUUUAUUCUCAUCAAUAUCAUUUGGUUGAAUAUUAUCUUUGGUAUUAUCAUUGAUACUUUCGCUUAAUUGAGGGAUUAAAAAAAUUAAAAAGGUAAUAUUAAUAUAUAUUUAAAGAUUUCGAUUCUUAAAAUAGAUGUUAUAUAUGUGAUUUAACUAGAACUGUUUUUGAAAAAGAAGGUAUAUCAUUUGACAAUCAUGUUCACAAAUAUCAUAAUCCUUGGAAUUAUUUAGCUUAUUUAUUAUAUCUAAAGGUGAAAUAGAAGACUGAACAUACAGGCACAGAAUCAUAUGUUUAUAGCAAAUUCUUAUAAAAUGAUAUUAGUUGGUUACCAAUCUAAAAAGCAUUAGAUUUAGAAUUAAUCACAGAAUAACAACCAAAAUAGAAUUUAGAAAAUAAUAUUGAAGAACAUAAUUAAAAAUCACUUCAUUGA